CGCAGAGACGGAAGAACACGGGGCAACUUUGCUUCUUUACACGAACACCCUGAGUGAAGAGCUCAGAGCUCGAAAGAUCGUUAAUCUCGAAGAGGGCAAUUACACUUCAGAAUCAAUCACACUGAUGCUGAUGCUGCUGUUUCGUCCUGCAAGAGGGUGCAGACCCCAAACAAGGUGUCACAAAUUAACUUGACGCCUUUGUAUCACAUCUCAGUGUCCAAAGAAACGCUGCUGAAAAAGCAAAUCCAGGUGAAGGAAGCUAAUUCCACUCCAGUAUCUACUUUCUGAAUAUGGAACCUGCUGUAGAGGAAGCUGAAGUGUCCAAAACCUCUGAAAAUCACAUGCUAUGGGUGGAUCCUCAGACCCACCUGACCAUGAUUGAAACACCUUUUAACGUAACUGGGCAUGAUGCAGAAAAGAAAAGGCAAGAACGCAUCAAAUGGCUGAUAGACACAGUAAAUGUGACCGCAUACAUUAAAAGUGCAGCUACUCGCUUUCCACACGUUGCCCAGGAAUUUGUGUAUUCGGCAAUCAUUGCUUUACGUGCAGUUUUCUGCACAAUGGAAGAGAUACCAAAUGAUCUGGCUUUGGCUAUAAUCCCCCAACUACUGGACCAGCUUCACUCAAAAGAAAGACCUGAUAUAUGGGAAGCUGUUCUGAAAACGCUGUAUGUGAUAACACAGAAAACAAACGGCACAAAUGGCUGGGAUCCCAAAUUUACUGAGAAGUUAUGCAAAACAGUUGCUCCUUUUGUCAAGAACCAACACUCCUCUGACAUCAGAGUCUACACAUACGGCGUCUUUGCAAACAUGCUUUCAGUUGAACAUGCGGUCAACAUCUUUCCAUCAGUGGGGAUCACUUCAGUGCCCGAGGACGUACUAUUAUCUGCAGAUAUGAAAAUGAAUGACAAGCUGAAAGAAGUUCUCAGACGACUGAAAAAUCAUUUCAACUCACCAAACUUGGAAUCGAAAGAUAAUACAGCCUCAGCUGGAUCCAAGAAGAAGAAGAAGAAGAAGAAGAAAAUGAAGGAAAAGUCAGAAAAGCAAGAAGAUCCGAGUGAUGAAGUUUGCACUGCUGCAACUGAUCCAGCAUCAGCUCCUGUUGUGGACUCAACUUCAAACGUCAUCACCUCUACAUCAUCAAUGCCACACAAAUGGCUGCAAAUCAGCAAGAAGUUUAAAAAAAAAUUGGAGAAGCUUCUGAUGACCGACGAAAGUAAAGUAACCAGAAUUGGGAACAUCAUGUAUGUGAAUAAUGCAGAAUUUCGCAUUGCAAAGGGAAGUGAUGGUACUGAAGUCUUCUUGGGGCUGAGAAAAGAUGGCACUGAACUUGCCAUUAAGAGAAUGUCUAAAAGCAACUACAAGGAGCUGAAGAACGAGGAGGGAAUCCUUCGACUUCCAAAGCUCGAUCAUCCAUCUAUUAUACGAUACAUUGACUUUGAAGGAGAUGAGAACUUCGGAUAUCUUUGUCUUCAACUUUGUGAGUACACCUUGGAAGAAUACAUCGAAAAGAUUGAUGACGGCUCGCAGAGAGAGAAACAUGUCAAACAGAUUCUCAAGAGUUUAAAGACGCUUCAUUGUCAAAAACCUCCAAUUCUCCACCGCGAUCUCAAGCCACGGAAUGUUCUGAUCGAUGUUAACGAGAGGGCGAGAUUGGCUGAUUUUGGCAUCAGCAGGCAAUUACUCGAUGACCAAACAACUCAUCGCACAAACAGUGCAGGAACAAAAUGCUGGAUGGCCAAAGAGACUUUAACUGGGGAAGGCAAAAUACCAUACAAGCGGAGCAGCGACAUACAGGUGGCGGGCAUGCUAAUCUAUUUUGUCCUCUCUGGAGGACACCAUCCUUUCGGUGACAAAUCCUGUAAAUGUGAGAACAACAUCAUUGAAGGGAACUACAGUUUGCACCAUGUUCAGGAUGUGGUGGCGAAGGAUCUCAUCGAGUGGAUGAUCACUGAAGAACCAAAGGACAGGCCUAAAGUGGAAGAAUGCUUGAGUCAUCCCUUCUUCUGGACCCCUGAAAGAAGAGUCGAAUACUUGAGAAGGAUCGGAAACAUGCCGGACGUGAGAAAAUAUAAAGAUGCAGACCCAGAAUUAAUUUCUUCAAUGGAAGAAGGUGCUGGGGUUGGAUCUUUCAAACUGUGGAAAGAGAAGUUUCCAGCAGAGGUGGUCCAGAAGAUGGAAGGCACCAAGAAAGUGUACAGCGAAAACAUUCUGGGGUUACUGCGCUUCAUACGAAACCUCUAUGAGCACGAGGCCGAGGAUGCGUACAAAGUUGAUCUGAUGUCGAUGUUUCCUGGUCUCUUUGGAUGCGUUUACACAUUUGCCAACAGGAAAGGGUGGAAUUUAAAGACACCUCUGCAGGAAAUGUUUGGAACAUUGUUUUCCAGAGUUAAAAAGCCCCCCACAAAGGAGGAGCAUCUCAUCGCCCCAGUUCCCUUCUGAGCCAACUGCAAAUCUAACAGGGGAACCUUUACUCUGCUAUUGAGGCCAGUGAAUGAAAUCAAUGGAGGAUGUGAUUUGCUGAAAUACAGGUUUCCGUCUGUCAAAAAAAAGAAUAUUGUUGCAGUUGUUUUUGCAGCCUGUAAGAUGUAUUUAAAAUGUUGCUAUAAGAUGGUGUGACAGUUUGCUUUUAUAAUAUGUGUAUGUAUGUAUGUACACUGUAUUGUAUGUACACUCGUGAUAAGGAUACAGUGAUGAUGAUGUGAGCCCAGUCAGGUGUUUUUCAACAUAUAUGAGGGAUGGUCAUACGUGUCAGGGCCCACAAACUGAAUCUGAAAUUUUUUUUCUCGUUGACUCUGGAGGACUUAUUUGUCAGGUCAUAACUAUUUCCAGAGAUUUAGUGUAAUUAUGAUGCAAAAGAUGAUAUCUGCAUAUUUUGACACUGUUUUCUUUAUAUAUCUAUAUAAAGCACUUUCAGAAUAUGAUUGGCCUGACCAUACAGUAUGAUGAUACAGUAUGAUGCCCAGCCCAUGCACUGUAUGUGUUGGUGCCCCAUUGCUACUUUUAUGAAUAUUGUUUAACCUUAUUCUUUUUUAAAUGUUGUUUUUAAUGUGUUUUAUGGUGACCCCGAUGAAGGUCACACUCCAAAACCUAUUUAUCUGACAAUAAAGUUUGUUUUUAUAGCACAAGAGUUGCUGGAGUUGACAUCUUCAGACUUUUCCACUUCUCUGUGUACCUUGAAAGCAGGUGAGGGUGUGUCCAAAAUCCCUGCUUUACUGCGCCAGUCAGGUGUACUAACUUCACUCAUGUUUCAGUCCUCAGACCUUCACCAGACAACAUUCAUAGUCACAUAAAGUUGCUGUUCAUGCGCGAUGCUUUUAUUAUGAAGGACCCAUUGUUCAAUUUCCGUUUUGUUCUGACUAAUUCCUCUUCA
Chelmon rostratus (copperband butterflyfish) is the source of this 3372-nucleotide messenger RNA. Its product is annotated as serine/threonine-protein kinase/endoribonuclease IRE1-like. Gene Ontology annotation, biological process: mRNA processing; intrinsic apoptotic signaling pathway in response to endoplasmic reticulum stress; protein phosphorylation. Gene Ontology annotation, molecular function: ATP binding; protein serine/threonine kinase activity; RNA endonuclease activity. The transcript is spliced from 7 exons. The record is from RefSeq and is a predicted model, not a curated record. NCBI's taxonomy places the organism in Eukaryota, Metazoa, Chordata, Actinopteri, Chaetodontiformes, Chaetodontidae. Gene Ontology annotation, cellular component: IRE1-TRAF2-ASK1 complex. Bases 291 to 2441 code for a protein of 716 amino acids.